GAAGAAGAAGCGCCCCCUCGCGAGCUGAUCGAAGUGAAGAGUGAAUAUGGCCGACAUGAGCGAGAACUUUCACAGUCCGAAAAGAAGUAGGACUUUGCUUUCAGUUGACAUUUCCCAAGCCUAUAUUGAGGGCCAACAGCUUUCAAAUGAUGCAGGGCAACUAAGCAGCUGUGAAAUGUUCAAUGCUGGGGACUCUGGCUUUAGUGAACUUACAUCUCUAGCCAGCAGUGAAGACGAAAAUCUAACUAAUGAUCUUCCCUCUACCAGCUAUGCUUUGCCAGUAGUUCGAGGUGCUGAUGAUACGAUGGACAACAUAGAGAAAGAUGAUGAUUCUUCCUCAAACAGUGAUGUUUCAGACAUCAGUGGGUUGAGUGACCUGAGCAAUCAUGACUGGGAACCAUCAUCAGGAACUAUGUCUUGGGUACAACAACAGAUGCUUCUUGGAACAAACCCUCGUACCAUCUUGAAUGAGUUAGUGCCAAAUGAUGCUCAAAUCCCAACCCACCUUGAUGAUGUAACCCUUUGGAAGAUCAUCGUUAACAUCGUAAGUGAACCUCCAAGAAGGGAACGUCUACGCCACAUUAAUUCAAUAUCUGAUGCUGUCAGACUGCUUCGCAGCUGUAAAAAAAUUCUAGUUCUAACCGGAGCGGGGGUUUCUGUUUCUUGCGGCAUUCCCGACUUCCGUAGUCGUGAUGGUAUUUACGCCCGUUUGGCUGUAGACUUCCCUGACUUACCUGAUCCUCAGGCUAUGUUUGAUAUCCAUUACUUCCGAAAAGAUCCUCGACCAUUCUUUAAGUUUGCUCGCGACCUUUGGCCAGGACAGUUCACUCCUUCAAAAUGCCACAAGUUUAUUCGUUUGCUCGAGCGACAAAAUAAGCUUUUGCGCAACUACACACAGAACAUUGAUACGCUAGAGCAACAAGCAGAUAUCGAACGGGUUAUCCAAUGCCAUGGUUCCUUUGCUACUGCUACCUGCUUACGCUGCCAGCAUCGCGUCCCAUCAAAUGAGAUAGAAAAGGAUAUAAUGGAGCAACGCAUUCCGCUUUGUCCAAAAUGCUCGAACGCAUCAAAAGAUGAAGAAGAGGAGGCUAGCACAUCGUCAGCGGCGGGAUUAUCGGCGCAACCUAUCAUGAAGCCCGACAUCGUUUUCUUCGGUGAAGGCAUGCCCGACGAAUUCCACCAAGCCAUGGUCCUCGAUAAAGAAGAAUGUGACCUGAUAAUCGUGAUUGGGUCAUCGCUCAAAGUUCGGCCUGUCGCACUUAUCCCAUGCGCGCUUCCGAACCAUGUUCCGCAAAUUCUUAUCAACCGCGAGCCACUCCGCCACAUGGUUUUUGAUGUCGAGUUACUGGGAGAUUGCGAUAUCAUCGUCAACCAACUGUGUCAUUUGUUGGGUCCACAGUGGGAAGAUGGAAUUUGCUAUCGCGAGUCAUUAAAGGAGAUCAGUCGCUUGCCACCACGCCCGAUACCUUCUGUGGCCUUACCUGCACCUCUUUUUCCUAAAAGAGAUCAGGAAGACCCAUUGCGACGCGAUAGUGGUAUGUCGACUGGCAGCCUGGAAAUGGAAGCAACAGAGUCAAAUGAUGUGGAAGCGGUGACACAUGACAUGACCGGAUGGUGGGAACCACGAAUCAAAGUUAAUCUGGCUGAUCAACUGCCAGAGAACACGUACCUGGCUGUUCAACCGGGCCGAUACCUAUUUCCUGGCGCUGAACUCUUCUACGAUCCAGACGAGGAGGUCGAGUCAGAUUCAGACUCAUCCUCUGAUUCCAGCGAUUCGUCGGGUAUUGAUGGAGGUGAUUCAACUCAACCUUUCCAAGAGCAUGGAGUCAAAAGGAAGACGAUGGACUGACCUAUUCCGAAGCAACGACAAAGCUUCUGUUUUAACCAUUGUUAUGUUAACAAUAUGGAAUCUAUUUAAAAGCUCCAAGCGUGUGUACAUAGACGAAAUCUCUCGAUGCUAUUUAGUGUUUCCCUUUUUUUUUUUUUUUUUCUUAUUUCUUUUUUCUAUUUUUGUUUCAGGGGAUUUGUGGAAGGGGUGACUAGGUCUUUUUCUCUGAAAUUAUGGCAUGCAGUUCUAAAAUGUAUAGUGCAAUUAACCUCACCAAUCUUCAUGAAACAAUAGCUACUAUUCUUGCGAGUUGCAGGAAAUAAGCUAUGUCGGGUAUCGGGAGAUGUGAGCACUUUAUCUUCAAAUUGAAAAUUUCUCUUAAGUUACUUUGCAUCGGAUUGCUGAAGUUUGUUUGUCUCGUCUGUAAACUAUACUUAUUCACACAUUUUGCUAUUUCCAUCAAUUUAUUUGUAGCACAAAACAAACCCCACAAAAAAAAAACAACAAAAACGAUUUCUCCUUGAAUCAAAGGAAAAUAAACCAUGACUUUUUUUUCACACUAA
Messenger RNA from Daphnia magna, 2391 nucleotides. RefSeq names its product NAD-dependent protein deacetylase sirtuin-1 (gene Sirt1). Lineage: Eukaryota; Metazoa; Arthropoda; Branchiopoda; Diplostraca; Daphniidae. The transcript has 9 exons. The coding region runs from base 47 to 1849 and encodes 600 amino acids. Gene Ontology annotation, molecular function: NAD+ binding. The record is from RefSeq and is a predicted model, not a curated record.